Messenger RNA from Prunus armeniaca (apricot), 597 nucleotides. The record is from the annotation of a GenBank genome assembly. Lineage: Eukaryota; Viridiplantae; Streptophyta; Magnoliopsida; Rosales; Rosaceae.
AUGUCUCCAACUCUGCUGGACAUGGCUCAAAUUUUUAGAUUCAGGCCCCAUGGAAGGCCUGUUGAUGUUGUUGGUGACUAUCACAGAAGGAAGAAUCAGGAAAAAUUGGCAAAGCCUUUCACUGUCUCGCCUGCCACAAUCAACCAGAACUGCUCAUUCUCAAAUUAUAAAAAGAAUCUGCACACUACUACUCUAGAGAAUCCCCUGAACCUGUCUACUUCUGGUGCAUUCUGGAUGAUCCAGAUCUGGCUGCAAGUGUACUUCCCAGAACUAAGGUUUCCAGACAUCGUUCUGCUUGAAGACCAAGUUCUAGCUCUUCCUUUGAUGUCGGCAGAAGUGCCCAAGCGUUCUACUGAAGAGUAUCUAAUGUUCUUCAGGCACUGCAACAAGAGAUCUGCUGCUCAUUGGCAAGUGGUGAUUAGAAGAAUGCAUCCUUGGUUCCAGCCUGGACACAGGCUGUUUGAGCAAGAACCAGAAAAAGAAAUAGCCAGAACUGACUUCAGGAAGAAGUUCCUGAGUGUGACACUGGCCCUGGACCUGCCUUUUGGAGGUGGGAAGCCUCCCAACUAUCGUGGGUGCAGAAGUAUAUCAUCCUAA